Molecule: messenger RNA, 1720 nt
Organism: Babjeviella inositovora NRRL Y-12698
Lineage: Eukaryota; Fungi; Ascomycota; Pichiomycetes; Serinales
Gene: AUR1
Product: inositol phosphorylceramide synthase
Exons: 1
Coding region: 169-1602 (477 amino acids)
Biological process (GO): inositol phosphoceramide metabolic process; sphingolipid biosynthetic process
Cellular component (GO): inositol phosphoceramide synthase complex
Molecular function (GO): inositol phosphoceramide synthase activity
Source: RefSeq, a predicted model, not a curated record
CGUGUAUCCCAAUUAGCCGCUGAGCAAGACGAAACGUAACCGCCGAGCAAAACUUCAUUAGCCGCCGAGACUACCACCCGCUAAACUCGCCCCUGCCCACCCGUCAUUCCACCUUACCCGAUUACAAUUGCAUACCUAACCCCCUUAUAAUACUUUGCCUCCUAUAACAUGACGUUACCCAGAGCCCUCCAGAAGACCGUCGACCUCUUCGACCGUUUCUUCCUCCUGGAAAAGCCCUCCCCCUCGCUCACAAUUGCCGACUUGAACCUCCAGUUCGACCCUAAGUUGUCAAUCAUCAAGUUCAAAAACUACAAGUUCACAAUCGGCGAAAAGAUCCACUACGGCUUUCUUCUCAUUGUCUUUGCCUGGGUCUUCUUUAUCUUGCCUAUCCCAGUCAUCUUUCGUUUCCUCAUGUCUGCCGCCCUCUUCACCGCCUGUGUUAUCCCCUUCACCAGCCAGUUUUUCAUCUCCGCGUUACCUAUAUUUGCCUGGUUGGCGUUCUAUUUCUCGUCGUCCAAGAUCCCAGCUGAAUGGAGACCUCGCAUCAGCGUCAAAUUCCUUCCAGCCAUGGAAACCAUUUUGUACGGCGAUAAUUUGAGUGAUGUGUUGGCUUCGUUCACGUUGUCUUUCUUGGAUGUCUUGGCUUGGUUGCCGUACGGCUUCUUGCACUUUACCACUCCGUUUGUGGUGGCUGGGUUAAUUUUCUUGUUUGGUCCUCCAACCUCGCUUAGAUCGUACGGCUUUGCCUUUGGCUACAUGAACUUGGUGGGUGUUUUCAUCCAAAUACUCUUCCCGGCUGCUCCUCCUUGGUACAAGAACUUGCACGGUUUAGAGCCAGCCAACUACUCCAUGGACGGUUCAGCUGGUGGAUUGUCCAGAGUCGAUGCCUUGUUCGGCGUUGACAUGUACACCACCACCUUCAAGAACUCUCCAUUGGUAUUUGGCGCUUUCCCAUCCUUACACUCGGGGUGUGCCUCCAUGGAUGCUUUGUUCAUGACCUGGUUGUUUCCGCGCUUGGCGCCUAUCUGGUGGGGGUACAUCGGUUUGUUGUGGUGGAGUACAAUGUACUUGACCCACCACUACUUCAUUGACUUGAUGGCCGGUGUGUGUUUGUCCUUCUUGGUGUUCCACUACACCAGAUACACCAACUUACCGGUUGUCGACGCCACCAAAUUCUGCCGUUGGUCAUACGCCACUGUGGAGUGGAUCAACUACAAGGAGGUUGACCCAUUGGCUUACCUUGGCUACGGCCGCGAAGACGUUGAGAUGCAAUCCAUGGAGGCGUCCUCCAGCAACCCUACCUUGUUUGAAGCCCCUGUGUUCGAAAUGGGCUCCCACAUUAUUUCCCGCAAUAACUCUUCCUCCGUAGUCCUCACGGCUCCUGCUGCUAUCUCCAAGGUUGCCUCUUCGUCUGUGAGGUCUGCCCAUUUAUUACCAAUUGUUGACGACGAGGCCCUGGUGUCUCGCCCUGAAACCCCUUCCGUCUUUGAUGAGGAGGACGACUCCAGAAUGGCCUCUUCGUCCUCGAAUACGUCUUUAGACGAAAUGUUUGAUUCCGAAAGAGCCAGUAGCUCCAGAGCCGGUGCUCCUUCCAAGAGAUAAACUCUCCUACCCCUUCAUAAUUCUCCUGCUUUCUUGGCAUACCCAAUAAUGUACUACCUUCCAACCUCCUGGUCUUUGUGCCAAAUGAAAGCAAAAAUACGCACCACAUACAAGUGAC